Oldenlandia corymbosa var. corymbosa is the source of this 2797-nucleotide messenger RNA. The record is from the annotation of a GenBank genome assembly. Lineage: Eukaryota; Viridiplantae; Streptophyta; Magnoliopsida; Gentianales; Rubiaceae.
UAAAGGGAAAAAUGGGACGGAUGGAGUAACAUGCGGAACAUCUACCUUAUGAAUCUGCAAAAGGGUUGCCUCCAUAAUCAGUUAAUCAUUUGACAAAUGUAGAAUGUCAAUCUCCACCGCCAUUUUUCACAUGGUGGACUAAAAAUCCGGGGGACAAAAAAAUAAUCUCUGCUCAAGCAGCAGAUAUAAACACUUGCAUUGCAAAGAUUGUACAGCAAUAGUACACCUGCUAAGUUUAUAAAGUCAAUGGGACUAAACAGAAUAUACAAAAUCAUGGGUCACAGACUGAAUUUUGUGAAUCUAUCCAAAAUCCUGUCUGUUUGGUUAUUAGUGUUGAUUUGUUUUACAAGUUGCAGUUGGGGAAGAGACAACCCGAAAUCGCCAAGGACCUAUUUGAACAAUAGCUCACACUGUAAGAGUUUGAGCCAAGGUUCCUUGAUUCUUGGAGACGAGAGCAUCGCGCUGAAUCCUGAUUUCGACAAUGGACUCAGUAAUUGGGCUGGAAAAGGAUGUCAAAUUAUCCUACAUGACUCAUUGUCUGAUGGCAAAAUUGUUCCACAGUCUGGAAAAUACUUUAUAUCCACGACAGGGCGUGCUGAUUCAGGCAGUGGGAUUCAGCAGGAGCUGACAGGGAGAGCAAAGAGGAAGCUGGCUUAUGAGCUUACUGCUGUGGUUAGGAUAUAUGGUGGAAAUGUACCUGAGGCAAACAUUCAAGCCACUUUGUGGAUUCAGACAGCAGAUUUUAGGCAGCAGUUUAUAUUCAUUGCAAGUGUGAAUGCCACGGACUCUGAUUGGGUACAGAUGCAAGGAAAGUUUCUUAUCAAUGGUUUUCCAUCUAAAGUACUAAUCUUUUUAGAAGGUCCACCGCCAGGCACUGAUAUCCUUCUUAACAGCUUAGUAGUCAAACAUGCUGCUAAAAUGCCUCCAUCACCUCCUCCAAAGUUUGAGGUUGGAGAUUUUUGGGUUAAUGUAGUAACCAACAGCAACCAGAAUGAUGGAACUACAAGUGAUUGGUUUUGUCUUGGCAGCUGCACCCUCAGUGUUGGAACUGGUUCACCAAACCAACUUCCUAGCUUGGCAGCAGAGUCCCUCGGACUUCAUCAUCAGCCUGUAAGCGGUGGCUAUAUUCUUGCGACUAAUCGUGCAGCGCCAUGGAUGGGUCCGGCUCAGACGGUCACAGGAAAAAUCAAACUCUAUAUGACGUAUCAAGUGUCUGCAUGGGUUCGAAUUGGUCCUGGAGCAAUUAGGCCGCAACUUGUCAAUGUUGCUGUAAGCAUAGAUGGUCAAUGGGUUAAUGGAGGAAGCAUUGAGAUCGGUGAUGAUAAAACAUGGCAUGAAGUUGCAGGAUCUUUUAGAAUUGAAAAACAACCGACUAAUGUGAUGGUUUAUGUUCAGGGUCCUGAUGCAGGAAUUGACUUGAUGCUUGCUGGAAUGCAAAUCUUUGCAGUUGACAGGAGUGCAAGGUUUCAGUCCUUAAAAAAACAAACAAAUAUGGUGAGAAAGCGCGAUGUGAUCUUGCGAUUAACUGGAACAGAUUCAAGCAAUGGCACCAAAAUUAGAGUAAAACAGACUCGAAACAGUUUCCCAAUCGGAUCAUGUCUGAGCAGAAACAACAUUGACAAUGAAGACUUUGUUAACUUUUUUGUCAGGCAUUUUACUUGGUCUGUCUUUGAGAAUGAGCUGAAAUGGUUUUAUACCGAACCACAGCAAGGGAACCUCAAUUACAAAGACGCCGAUGAUCUGUUGAACUUCUGUACCAGCCACAAUAUUAAAGUACGAGGGCAUUCCAUCUUCUGGGAGGAUCCGAAUGCAGUUCAACCAUGGGUGCGCGCUUUAAACGGCAAUGACUUAAUUUCAGCUGUUCAAAAUCGCGUAACAGGGCUGGUCACGCGGUACAAAGGAAAAUUCAAGCAUUAUGAUGUGGACAAUGAGAUAUUGCAUAGUUCGUUUUACAAAGAUCGAUUAGGAAACUCAAUCCGAGCAUACAUGUUCAACACAACACGUCAACUAGAUCCACUUCCAACCCUAUUCCUGAAUGAUUUCCAUAUCGAAGAUGGCAAUGAUUUUAGGUCAUCUCCUGAAAAGUACACACAGCUGAUUCUUGAUCUGAAGCAGCAGGGUGCCCCUGUUGGUGGGAUUGGCAUUCAAGGACAUAUAGAUUCUCCAGUAGGGCCAAUUGUGCGUUCUGCACUUGAUAAACUCGGCAUUUUAAGGCUCCCGAUUUGGUUUACAGAACUCGACGUGUCUUCUACCAACGAGUACACUAGAGCUGAUGACUUGGAAGUUAUGCUAAGGGAAGCUUUUGCUCAUCCAGCGGUAGAUGGCAUUGUUUUGUGGGGAUUCUGGGAGUUGUUAAUGAACAGACAAAAUGCAUUUCUGGUGAAUGCUGAAGGUGAUUUGACUGAAGCUGGACGAAGAUUUCUCGCACUCAAACAGGAAUGGUUAUCCCAUGCUCAUGGCUUCAUUGAUAAUGAAGGGCAAUUCUCCUUUAGAGGAUAUCAUGGAUCAUACAAGUUGGAAAUUUUUGGUCCUAAUGGAAAUAUUACUAGAAGUUUUAAUGUUGGAAGGGGCAAAGGUCCACUUCUGAUACCCAUACAUGUUUAGUUUCAAGUGUUAUUGGCUUAGUUAAUUCACUGCACUAGCUAGCUUUCAUCUUCUCCGUAUCGUUCCAAUUCUAUCGGAUGUCCCGAAGGGACCAGAAGCUAGCUUUUAUAAUUUCAUCUCGUGAGAGUGUACAAAAUGAAAAAUGUUAUCAUCUUUACCAUAGUCAUGAAUGAUCCUUCCAAUUUGAUGGGCA